Closterium sp. Naga37s-1 is the source of this 1089-nucleotide messenger RNA. NCBI's taxonomy places the organism in Eukaryota, Viridiplantae, Streptophyta, Zygnematophyceae, Desmidiales, Closteriaceae. The record is from the annotation of a GenBank genome assembly.
AUGGUCUGCCCCCUCCCGCAUCAAUGCUCCGCGGCAUCCUGCUGGGCAGCAGGGGAGGCUGAAGGCAGUUUCGGGAGGAGGCUGCCUCACAACUCCGCCAGCAAGCCUCAGGGCAGAUUCACUCGAAGAUCUGCUGGAUGCGGUGCUUCGGUGGCCUGCCACGAGGAAGAGGGGAAGCAGAGGGGGAGGGAGUGGGGAGAGAGUGACGCUCAUCACUUGUGCCAAGGGAUCCAGUCAUCGAAGAACUUCUGCAUGCGCGUGCGUGUUGCUAUGCACCGUGUAGAGAAGGGAAGGGGAUGGGGGGAAGCAGGGAAGGGGAUGGGGGGAAGCAGGGAGCGGGAUGGGGGGAAGCAGGGAGCGGGAUGGGGGGAAGCAGGGAGCGGGAUGGGGGGAAGCAGGGAAGGGGAUGGGGGGAAGCAGGGAAGGGGAUGGGGAGAAGCAGGGAAGGGGAUGGGGGGAAGCAGGGAAGGGGAUGGGGAGAAGCAGGGAGCGGGAUGGGGGGAAGCAGGGAAGGGGAUGGGGGGAAGCAGGGAAGGGGAUGGGGAGAAGCAGGGGAUGGGGGGAAGCAGGGAAGGGGAUGGGGAGAAGCAGGGAAGGGGAUGGGGGGAAGCAGGGAUGGGGAUGGGGGGAAACAGGGAAGGGGAUGGGGGGAAGCAGGGAAGGGGAUGGGGAGAAGCAGGGGAUGGGGGGAAGCAGGGAAGGGGAUGGGGAGAAGCAGGGAAGGGGAUGGGGGGAAGCAGGGAUGGGGAUGGGGGGAAGCAGGGAAGGGGAUGGGGAGAAGCAGGGAAGGGGAUGGGGGGAAGCAGGGAUGGGGAUGGGGGGAAGCAGGGAAGGGGAUGGGGGGAAGCAGUACCCGCUCUCACCCUCUGUCUCUCACUCUCUGGGACACCCCCCCCCCUGUUCCCCCCCCUCCGUCCUUCCCCUGCUGUCUCUCCACCUCUGCCCUUCACCUUCUGUCUCUCACUCUCUGCCCCUCCCCCUCUGUUCCUCCCCCUCCGUCCUUCCCCUUCUGUCUCUCCCCGUCUGCCCUUCACCCUCUGUCUCUCCACCUGUGUCCUUCCCCCCGUGUCUCUCCCCCUCUGUCCUUAG